UCUCUCUUGUCUUUUCUCUUCUUCUCUUCCUUCUCUCGGUUGUCUUCCUCUGCUUCCUUCUCCUCUCUUUUGUCUGUUUCUCUAUAAUCUCUAGGAGUAUUUUUCCAGCGAGUUCAAGUGCUGGUGUUUGGUAUUGAGAGGUUAAAAAGUGUUGUCGGUGAUCGAAAUUACUUGUUUUUAAUCCGGUGGAAACCGCUUUGGCUGCUGCUUCGGAUUGAUUUUCUGCUGCUUUUGAGCUUGAAAACGAGUGGUUUAGAUAUUUCUUCUGUAGUUCUGCAAUCUCGAGCGGAUUGAAGGUCAAUUGGUCAGAGAAAAAGGGCCUUUUCGUUUCCUGUAGCAACUUUUUGUAGAUCCAGAGAAAGAGAAUGAAAGACCUAGCUGCCGAUUCGAUUUUGAUUGCGAAGAGUGAACUUUGAAUUCAUGACAAUUUUGCUGGAGAAAGGAAGGACGUCUCCGAAGAGUUUUUCUUUACUGUGUUGAAAGGAAGUAAAAAAGGAGAUCUCUCUUGGUUUCUGUGGCCAUGACAGUUCAGGAUUGUGGAGCAAGUGGAUCAAAUGCAACUCUCUCAGCAGGCAAUGGAAUUUCUGUGAUUCCUUGCUUGCAUAAGGUGACUGGUCUUCAAGUUAAGGAACAAUUUUCUUGCGCGGAUGACUAUACUCCAAAGGUAAGGAAGCCAUACACAAUUACGAAGCAAAGAGAAAGAUGGACAGAAGAAGAGCAUAAGAAGUUCGUAGAAGCUUUGAAGCUGUAUGGUCGAGCAUGGCGACGUAUAGAAGAGCACGUUGGCACCAAGAAUGCUGUUCAGAUUCGAAGCCAUGCUCAGAAAUUCUUCUCUAAGGUCGUUCGUGAAUCAGGUGGCAGUAACACAAGCUCGGCUGAACCAAUUGAAAUUCCUCCUCCCAGACCAAAACGAAAACCUGUUCACCCUUACCCUCGUAAAUUGGUGCAUCCUAGUAAUAAAGAGUACUCAAUACCAGAACAAUCAUUAAGAUCUUCAUCUCCUCGAUUGUCUGUUUCAGAACAAGAAAAUCACUCUCCAAAAUCAGUGCUAUCUAGAGUUGGCUCGGAUGCACUGGGUUCAGCUGAUUCAAACUCACCAAAUGGUAGCUUGUCUCCUGUUUCGUCGGCUACUGCUGUCCAUUCUAGUGGCUUUAAAAUUCCUUUAGCAAACUCUUCACCAGAAGCAAAUCAGUCUCCAUCUCCAGUCUUAGAAAAUGCUGAUUCAGUUCCCAAAGAACAUCUCUCCAUGAAACUUGAGUUGUUCCCUAGUGAUGUUGUUCUUGUCAAGGAAGAGAUGACUAAGGAGGCAUCUACCCGCAGUCUUAAGCUCUUUGGAAGGACUGUAUUGGUCACCGAGUCCCAUAGACCAUCUUCUCCAACCAUGGUGACUCCUAAAUCAGUGCCAUCAGAUGAGGAAGAUAAAAAGGAUUCACAAUUUCAAUCUUGGAACCCUGUUGCUUUGGAUUUGUCAUCUGGGACAACAAAAAAUUGUGGGAUACAUUCGCCAUAUGGCGCUCCUGGUGUUCCCUACUACAUGCAUUUCUUAAAGGAAAACUCAAAUUCUAUAGAUGCUGGUUCUGCUGCUCCAUUGCCUUGGUGGUCCUCUUCCUGUGGAGGUCUGUUGCCUCCUUUUGUGCCAUUCGGUCAGCAGGAGGCAGUUGAAGCAGUUUCUGAUAUCAAUAUUGAAAAUCACAAGGAAGGAUCUUGGACUGGUUCAAAUUCCGGGUCUGUGAAUGAAGGGGAAAUUGUUGACAAGAAUUUGGACAUUGAGAUCCAUAAUUGUCUACCGCUUUUUGAGAAAAAGAGAAAAGAAUUGGACUUGGGUUUUAAGUUCAAACCGAAUGAGAAAUCAGCCUUCUCUGAGGUAAGAGUCAGUCGUGAAAAGUGUGUGAAAGGGUUUGUGCCUUACAAAAAGCGUAUGGCAGAACCAGAGAGGCAGAGACCCUUUCCUCGACGAUGACAGGUGAAAAUAGAGUAACUCAGAGAGUAUGCCUUCAAUUGUAGCUGCACAUUUUUGUCAUUUGGCGGAGAUCAUUUCUAACAAGGAUUUGGAAACAAGAAACAAGUAGACGGGUUGACUGUAUUGACUCCAGUUACCGGAUGACUCGGAAUAAGAAAGGAUUUGUGGGCUCAAAGUGGCAACAGCCGAUCACUGAAACUAUGGAAAUUCUCAUCAAGCUAUUAAGAUCUUCUAGUUCCAUUGUUCAUCCCUAUAUCCUGUAUUCAUCAUGUUCUCUCUUUUGCCUAGUCACUUUCUCAAGUCUUGUAGAUUAGUAACCAUGUUCCUUCUAAUUCUUUCCCUCUAAACUUGGUUCCUCAAGUAGCUAAUUUUGUUCAGCUUUUGUAUUAUACGUGGAAGCAAUUGAAGAAGUUGAAUGAUAAGAAUACGCAGAUCUUCAAUUGUAUAUAGGUUUACUCCUGAGUCUCUGUAUGUAGAGCUACUUUUCAGUAUUUGAGCCCUAUCUUAUUUACACGGAUUAGAGAACUGGAAUUUGUUUACAGGAAUAUUUUGUGGCAUGAA
Messenger RNA from Tripterygium wilfordii, 2521 nucleotides. Its product is annotated as protein REVEILLE 1. The transcript has 6 exons. The record is from RefSeq and is a predicted model, not a curated record. The coding region runs from base 521 to 1960 and encodes 479 amino acids. NCBI's taxonomy places the organism in Eukaryota, Viridiplantae, Streptophyta, Magnoliopsida, Celastrales, Celastraceae. Gene Ontology annotation, molecular function: DNA binding.